UUUUCUCGUUUAAAAUUGUGUGCCUACUGUCCAAAUUCGUCAGCCAGCAUAAUUUUGAUACUUUUAUUCGUAAUUGGCGCGGAUUGACACCGGUCUGCGAGACCCCUCAACAAAUGAGAGCGCGGAGUGCAGCGUCCCGCCUUCAGUGUAAUCAAUCCGAGGAUCAGCGCGUGUCCCAUACAGUACAUUGUUAUGUUGCCGACAGUGGAACCAGGGAAUAUUACUUCACGGGGUUUGAAUCACAGCGCAAAGCCGUUCUGAGCCCUGAAAUAUUGACCUACGUUGAGGCGUCCGGUAAAGGAGCUUGAAGUAGGGACAUGGGUGACAGAUUUGUGGUUGUUCCCGUUGGGCAGGACUCCGACCGUGACCCUGACAGCAGCGGAGGGGCAGCUGGGGACUCCUUAAACCAACAAGACGCGGUUCCUAUCCUCGAGUAUAGUAGGGAACCCAACAAAUACGGCGAUGGCAACCCGAAGGAAAGCAGUCCCUUCAUCCACAACACUGACAACGACAGAGGCAACCUGUACGAUGGCAAGAACAUGGCUCUCUUCGAGGAGGAAAUGGACAGCAACCCCAUGGUGUCGUCUCUGCUCAACAAGCUGGCUAACUACACCAACCUGACCCAGGGGGCACAGGAGCACGAGGAGGCCGACGACGACGAGGGCCCCGCCAAGAAGAAGGCUGUCAAGGGGAUGAAACAGAAGAACAGGGCCACUGCCAGAGGGACGUGCAUCUAGGUUCACCUGUCUGUGUUACUGUCCAGGGGAUGAAACAGAACAACAGGCUCAGGAGACGCUGAAUGGAUACUGGAGUUUUUUCGAAAUGCAUUCUCUCCCUCGCU
Hypomesus transpacificus is the source of this 841-nucleotide messenger RNA. Its product is annotated as solute carrier family 12 member 7-like. NCBI's taxonomy places the organism in Eukaryota, Metazoa, Chordata, Actinopteri, Osmeriformes, Osmeridae. The record is from RefSeq and is a predicted model, not a curated record. The transcript has 4 exons. The coding region runs from base 318 to 737 and encodes 139 amino acids.